ACGCUGAGCGCGUCAGUGUGGCAGAAACACGGUGACAGAAGAGAGCGGAGCUGAAAAUCUGCCUCUACCAGGAUGAGAAGAUCAGCAGCAGUAACAUUUAUCCUUCUGCUUUCAUAUAUCUGCAGAACAUUAGGAGAGACAUGUGCAGAAAAUUGUGGGGAAAAAUUGGACACUUGCUCCUGCCACCCAACAUGUGAGUCUCUUGGGUCCUGCUGCUCUGACUACAAAGAGUCCUGCGUAAAUACCUCCCCGUACUCCGGGUCCAUCCUGGGUGGGACAGACUUUCUUGUCCUUGAUGCAACUUUCAACCAGAGCUCUUACAUUGUUUGUAGGUUUGAUGAUAGAAUUAACACUGUUGGGUACGUGGAUAAGGUUGGAGGAGGCCAUUGCAUUUCCCCACUGUUAUACGAAACCGGUUGGGUUUCUUUGCAGAUCUCCUCAGAUAACGGUACCACAUUCGACAAAGCCGGGGCCUGGCUUUCAGUUCACACGGGCAAGUUGGAUUCUCGAUUCAAAGCCGUUCUGGUGAACUCUACGAAGUGGCAGUACUACGGAACGCCAGGUGUUGGAGGAAAUCUACAGAUGACGUGGAACACCACUUUGGUCAACGCAGAAAAGGUCAACAUAGAGCUCUGGGGAUACAGAGAGACAGGAGAGCCAUACUCAGAGUACUGGCAGGGCGAGUGGCAGUACCUUUACUCCCUCGCCAAGGAUCACCCCAACAGUGGCUCUUUUAGCUUUUUGCCCAAAAUUGCGGAAGAUGGCUUUUCAAACUGGGAGCUCGGCGCCCUUCGUGUCAGCUCAGGCAGCUACCCUGACGGCAUGUGGAACGUCCAGGCAGCGUGGAGUGAGGAUCACGCGCUGGCCUGGCAUCUAGAGGAGAGCUUCAGGCAGAACUCAACAGCAUGGGCUGUGGAUAAGUGUCUGGCCUGGGACCAGCUGGAAAAUCAGCUGCCCAACUUCCUCACUGAGAUCAUCGACUGCCCGUGCACCCUGGCUCAAGCGAGAGCAGACACGGGGAGGUUUCAUACUGAUUAUGGCUGCGAUAUAGAGAAGGGCAGUGUGUGCACAUACCACCCUGGGAGUGUUCACUGUGUGAGGGCAAUACAAGCUAGUCCAAAAUAUGCAGCAGGACAACAGUGUUGCUACGACAGCACCGGCGCUCAGGUACUCACAGCAGACUCGAUCGGGGGUAGUACCCCAGACCGGGCUCACGACUGGGGGUCACCUCCUUUUAAGAAGCCCCCUCGGAUCCCAGGGCUGUCCCACUGGAUCUACGACGUUCUCAGCUUCUACUACUGCUGCCUCUGGUCGAACAACUGCCACUACUACUUCAAACACCGGCCCUCCAGUGACUGCAGGCGCUACCAGUCUCCCAGCUCUGCGGUGGUGUUUGGAGAUCCACACUUCAUUACCUUUGACGGCGUCAGCUACUCGUUCAACGGCAAAGGGGAAUACACUCUGGUCAGAUCGCAGGAGAAAGAGCUGACGGUCCAAGGCAGAACUGAACCUGUGAAGGAUUCAGGAGCCACGAUAAAGGCAACAAAGUUGACGGCUGUAGCCAUGAAAGAAGGCUCGUCCGACAUCAUAGAGGUGCGGCAGGAUGGUAGACAUGACGGCCUUGAAGUACUGCGCAAUCAGCAAAGCCUCUCCUUUGCAGAGCAGAACUGGAUGGAUUUAAAGGGCGUGUUCGUCUUUUCUCCCACCUCUACAAAUGUAACCGUGAUGUUUCCUUCUGGAGCCGGGGUGGAGGUGCGACGUCGGGGGGAAACUAUGACCACCACUGUCCUCCUGCCAGAGGAAUUCAAAGACUCCACUCUUGGACUGUUGGGAAAGAUGAACGGUGACGCCAAAGACGACCUAACCCUGUCCGAUGGGACGCUAGUGCAGAACCACAGCAACCCAGAGGAGCUGUUCAACUUUGGGGCGAGCUGGUCGGUACAGAACACCUCCGCCUUGUUUACAUAUGAUUCUGAAUAUCUUCUGAACACCUAUUACUUCGUUCCAAGACACGAUCCGAGUUUCAUUCCAGUAUUUUCAGUCCCAGAGAAUCCGGAUGAUCCGCUGAACAUUCAGGCCGCUGAGAUAUGCACCGGAGAGGGAUCUCAGUUCUGUAGGUGAGAGGAAGAGACAACAAACACGUUCGGUUUACAAC
This is a messenger RNA of Fundulus heteroclitus (mummichog), 2155 nucleotides long. RefSeq names its product sushi domain-containing protein 2-like. NCBI's taxonomy places the organism in Eukaryota, Metazoa, Chordata, Actinopteri, Cyprinodontiformes, Fundulidae. The transcript has 12 exons. The record is from RefSeq and is a predicted model, not a curated record. Bases 73 to 2121 code for a protein of 682 amino acids.